UUUGGUUCAAAUUAUUACUGAAAAGUGAGAACAAGUUAUUGUUAUUUGUAUCGCAAGUAUCGCAACAAUAAGUCUGAAAUAUACAGAGAUAUGAGUAAAAGAUAUCAAAAGACAAUAUUUUUAAGCAAACGAGAGGAAAGCCAUUUGUCUCCGAGUCCUCCAACGAGUCCACCGCCACCGCCGCCACCCCUUUCCCUCCCCCUCACGACCAUUAAUCUCAAUCAUUACCGAAGUGUUGAGACCAACAGCGAAGUCGAAGGUCUUAAAUAUGAUUUCCGAUACAAAUCCGAGAUCAACCGAAUGGCCGGCAAACGAGUCGAGAAGAUCAUUGAAAUACCGGUAGUUAAGGACAUUUACCCGACCAAACCGCCCAUCAGUUCAAACACAACAGUUAUGUCAUACAAAAAGCGGGAAAGUGACGGAAAGAUAUGGUUUUUACCGAAAACAUUGUUAGGUCUGACUCAAGAAAGACAAUCAGUCGACGGAGACUUUUGGACGAGCGUUAAGGUUGGAGAAGGAAAGACAUGGUUUUUGCCGCAGACACUGUUGGGUCAACCCUUUCCCACUCACGAGGAAACCCAACCCCAAUACCAGACACCGAAGAGACAGGUCGACAGUACUAGAAGUUAUUCAUCAGAAAAGUCGACACAAACCAUCUUAGGGAUGGAUGAGACGGGAUAUAUGUCUGGAUCUGAUAGCACACAAAGUCCAACCGUAUUGGAUCAAAGAGUUGCAGAUAUAUCAGGACCUACUGUUCAAUUGUCACCCCAAGAAAGACAAUCAGUCGACGGAGACUUUUGGACGAGUGUUGAGGUCGGAGAAGGAAAGACAUGGUUUUUGCCGCAAACACUGUUAGGCCAGCCGUUCCCAACUCCUGUCACAUCGGUUGUCAGUUCACCUCAAACUGGAAUUAAUCGCCGAAUAGUAAAGGAUAGCUCUCGAGAGGCACUAACGAGCGAAUCAACUGAUACUCAGAGCUUAGAAAUUGAUCGAAACUUUUGGUCAGAGCUUCGCAUUAGUAAUGAAAAGACAUGGUUUUUGCCGCAAACUCUAUUAGGCCAACCAUUUCCCACUCCCGCACCCACUUUAGGUGACCAACAAACCCGAGUCACACAGAGAACAGAUAAUAUGAACAUUGAUAGAGACUUUUGGACAGAACAUCGUGUAAGUGAUGGAAAGACAUGGUUUUUUCCGGAGACAUUGUUAGGCCAACCAUUUCCUACGGCCGCACAAACUUUUGUUGGACAACAGACACCAGUCAGACAAAGGGCAGAGAACAUUGUUAGGUCAUCCGUUCCCGACGCCCACCACAUCGGCUGUCAGUUCACCACAAACUCGAAUAGUGAGCGGUAG
This is a messenger RNA of Medioppia subpectinata, 1353 nucleotides long. The record is from the annotation of a GenBank genome assembly. Lineage: Eukaryota; Metazoa; Arthropoda; Arachnida; Sarcoptiformes; Oppiidae.